AUGCCACAAUCACCUACGAAUUCAAGUCUCAUCGAAACUUCUGCAAUUAUGCCAAAUAUUUCAUCUAGUAGUCCCACUCGUUCAUUCAUUACCAACAAGCCAGAUAAUGAUUUCUCAAACACUGCCAAUGUCACGUCUUUUAUAUCUAUCAGCACCAUCAUCAUAGCCUCAAGAACUUUAAGUUCAUCCGGUUCAUAUUCACAUACACCGAAUCCAACAUCCGCAUCAUAUUCUUCGACACAAUUGCCCUCGUCCACACAUGAUUCCCCGUUCAGUCACAGCAACACCGAAGCUCAGUCGACUCAAAUUCCCACAAUGUCGAUUAGUCAAACAACAACAAGUAUCACUUCUAGUUACGUGACAGCCAGUAAGACGGCAUAUAGCAACUAUAAGAUUAGAAUUAACUUGACGGGACCUAGAGAAAUCAUAACUCCGAAUGCUAAUUUAUUUAGUCAGGGAGAAAAACAUAUUGAUGGAUUCUUAAUCAAUUGGCGGGGGGUUUUAAUCAAUUUGAAUUUGUUGUAUAUUAUCUUUUAG
Ambispora gerdemannii is the source of this 537-nucleotide messenger RNA. Lineage: Eukaryota; Fungi; Glomeromycota; Glomeromycetes; Archaeosporales; Ambisporaceae. The record is from the annotation of a GenBank genome assembly.